Molecule: messenger RNA, 408 nt
Organism: Chionomys nivalis (European snow vole)
Lineage: Eukaryota; Metazoa; Chordata; Mammalia; Rodentia; Cricetidae
Gene: Psors1c2
Product: psoriasis susceptibility 1 candidate 2
Exons: 2
Coding region: 1-408 (135 amino acids)
Source: RefSeq, a predicted model, not a curated record
AUGAUGCUCAACUGGAAGCUGCUGGGGCUCCUGGUCCUUUGCCUGUGUGCUGGAGGCAUCUCAGGCAGUGAGGACCCCUCUCCCAGACCCACAGAAGCCCAAGAAGAAAAGGACUCCCCAGCAUUGCCAUUGGGCCCCCCAAUCCCUGGUGACCCCUGGCCAGGAGCACCUCCUCUGUUUGAUGAGCCUCCACCUCCAGGCGCCAACCGCCCCUGGAGAGAUCUGCCUAAUGCCGGUGCCUGGCCCCCAGAGCCCCCUAGCACUGAUCCCCCUCAGCCUCCUCUGCCUGAUGACCCCUGGCCAGCAGGAACCCAGCCCCCAGAAAACCCCUGGCCACCUGCCCCUGAAAUGGACCACGGAUCUCAGGAGGAACCUGACCUCGACCCACCCCAGGAAGAGUUCAGAUAG